Messenger RNA from Dicrocoelium dendriticum, 297 nucleotides. Lineage: Eukaryota; Metazoa; Platyhelminthes; Trematoda; Plagiorchiida; Dicrocoeliidae. The record is from the annotation of a GenBank genome assembly.
AUGACGCCUGUGCACCUGCCUCCCUGCCCCCGCUGGGAUUUGAGCAUCCUUCAUGCUCCCCGCGUACGCCGCCUCCGCCCUCUCGCCCCCGGGGAAUCCCCACCUGCCCCUGUGAUACCGCGUGACCGUUCCCGCCCCUUGCUCCACCCCAUCCCCUCCCCCCCACCCGCCCCACCCCUGCUCAGCCCGGUGUCCCCGGGUGCAGCCUCCACCCCCCCUGCCGCGCCCCCCCCCAUCGUCCCUUCCACCCCCCACCCCGCCACAGCCCAUUCCAUCCCUCCGCUUGCCCGCCGCUGA